AGGCGUCCGUUCUUUUCUCGUUGGGUUUUUGUUCUUGUGAACAGAGAGGAAAAUUCGAAUUACUUGCGUUUUGUAGGUGUGUAGCGUUAGUGGUUUAGAUUGCACAGUGCUUUUUUUGUUUUUCUUGCAUAAUUCAAAAAACUUAGACAACGUAUUACUUUAAUAGUAGAAGCAAAUGCCAAGUCAUUCAAUGAAAUGGACCUGAUGUCCCACACCUCUGUUCUUUCACGAGCCAAAAAACAACAACAACACAAUACCACCAUGGUAUUUUGGAUGUGUACCAUGGCAUUCUUCAAAAUACCUUAAAAAGAGUACUGUGGAAGUACUAUGGUAUAGUUUUUUUUGUAUCAUAUUUUAAUAGUACCCUCGUAUCUUUGCGUUAUGCCCCAUAGUGCUUCCAUGAAUACCAUGGUUUUACCAUUGUACUUGUCAAAAUGUACCUUUUUUUUAACUGAUGUAAAUACAUGUUAUUUCCGUCCCAUACCUUGUACCAUGGUACCACCACAGUACUUUUCGGUGGAGGAUGCCUUAUCUUAUUUGGACCAAGUCAAAAUACGAUUCGGAAAUGAUCCGGGAAUAUACAAUAAGUUUCUGGAUAUCAUGAAAGAGUUUAAGUCUCAAAGCAUUGACACACCAGGAGUUAUUAACAGAGUUUCUCAGCUCUUCCAUGGGCAUCCUGACCUUGUCCUGGGGUUUAAUGCCUUUUUACCGCCUGGUUAUCGGAUCGAAAUUCCCAAGAACGGAAUGGCAUUUCUACAGUCCCCACCGUCUUCACAGCCCACGUGGACUUUCUGGCAGAAGACAAAAGAAGAGGCGGAGCAAGUCUCUCCAGGGCCAGGAAGGAGCACGGGCAGCUCUGUGGUUAGCGCCUCUUCGUCAGCAGUGGCUGAAGCAGGGCCAGCUCCGAAUGAAGCCGUGACCUCUCCGGAGAGCGUCGCUUCAUCAUCUGGACCUCCUGAACAAUCAAGCAGGUUGUCACUUCCUUUGCCCAGCCGAGAGAGCCAAUCACAGCCGGCCCCCACUUCGGUAUCCCCUCCGACAUCAGAGCCCAGCCCUGUAGAGUUUGACAGCGCCAUCAGUUACGUCAAUAAGAUCAAAAACCGAUUUUUGGACAACCCAGAAACCUACCGGGCCUUUUUGGAAAUUCUGCAUACAUACCAGAAGGAGCAGCUGGAGGUGAAGGAGAGCAGAGGGCGAAGCACUGGAGGAAUGACCGAAGAUGAGGUUUUCUCUAAAGUGGCUAGCCUUUUCAAAGGUCAAGAGGAUCUGCUUGCGGAGUUUGGCCAGUUUUUGCCUGAUGCAAAGAGAUCUCUGUUUACUGGAGGUUCUUUGCCUGGCAAAGACAAUCUGAAGAAAGUAGAGGAUGAGGAAAUGAAUAAACCGAGCAAGAAGAGGCCUAGACCCAUGUUAUUGCCCCACAUGACCCCACUUCUGAAGAAAAAAAUGAAAUAUUCCUGUUCCAAGGACCCAUCUUUUGCCUCUGUCGGAAAGCAUGGAGUUUUACGGGAAUUCACAUUCUUUGACAAGGUUCGCCGUCUGCUUAAGAGUCAGGAGGUGUACGAGAAUUUCUUACGCUGCAUAGCUCUGUUCAAUCAGGAAGUGGUUUCAGGGGCCGAACUCCUGCAACUUGUGACUCCAUUCUUGGGGAAGUUUCCAGAACUGUACACCCAGUUUAAGUCAUUUUUGGGUGAUAAAGAGCUGUCUCAUGCCAUCACUGGCCUCUCUGACCGCUACAUGGAGGGUGGAGGCAGAGAAGUGGAUUACGCCUCCUGUAAACGCCUGGGUUCCAGCUACAGAGCCCUGCCCAAGACCUACCAGCAGCCCAAAUGCAGUGGCCGAACUGCUAUAUGCAAAGAGGUGCUGAAUGAUACCUGGGUCUCAUUUCCUUCCUGGUCAGAAGAUUCCACUUUUGUGAGUUCCAAGAAAACACCAUAUGAAGAGCAGCUUCAUCGCUGUGAGGAUGAGAGGUUUGAGCUGGAUGUUGUGCUUGAGACGAAUUUGGCAACGAUAAGAGUCUUGGAAAGUGUGCAAAAGAAAUUAUCCCGCCUUUCGCCGGAGGAUCAAGAGCGCUUCCGAUUGGAUGACUGUCUGGGUGGAACUUCUGAGGUCAUCCAGCGGCGUGCGAUCUAUCGUAUCUAUGGCGACAAGGCUCCGGAGAUCAUAGAGGGGUUGAAGAGGAGUCCAGCCUCUGCAGUUCCUGUCGUACUCAAAAGAUUAAAAGCCAAAGAGGAGGAGUGGAGGGAGGCCCAGCAGAGCUUCAACAAAAUCUGGAGAGAGCAAUAUGAGAAGGCAUAUCUGAAAUCACUGGACCACCAGGGUGUCAACUUCAAACAGAACGACAUGAAGGCUCUCCGAUCCAAGAGUCUUCUUAAUGAAAUAGAGAGCAUCUAUGAUGAGCGACAGGAGCAGAGCACAGAAGAGGGUGGCAUGGGCCAGCAAGGUCGUGACGGCUCGGGCACAGGUUCGACCAGCGAACCCCACAUGAUCUUCACUUACGAAGACAAACAGAUCCUGGAGGACGCUGCCUCCCUCAUUAUCUACCAUGUCAAGCGGCAGCCCACCAUCCACAAGGAUGACAAGGACCACAUCAAGCGUAUCAUCCAGCACUUUGUCCCCGACCUCUUUUUCGCCCGUCGUGGAGAGCUUAGUGAGACAGAAGAGUUCACGGAUGAGGAGGCCGAAGGUGAGGACAGUGCCGUCACAGGAGGCGGAGUCUCAACAACAGGUGGCCAGCAACAACUGAAUGGCGAUUUCAGACGAAGACGAUGCACUUACCCUCAGAGCAUGGAUACCUCUAUGGCCGCCCAUGGCAUGAAUCCAGAAGGGGAGGCGGUGGACCUGCGGGACCCAGAGGCUGAGCACCAGAAGGAGCUGGAUGGAGUCUACAACCUGUACUUCGUCAAUAAUAACUGGUACUUCUUCCUACGGCUGCACCAGACUCUGUGCUCACGGCUGCUGAGGGUUUACAGGCAGGCUGAGAGACAGUUACUGGAACACAGGGCCGAGCAGAAUCGGGAACGGCUGCUCAUAGGAGAGGGGCGCAGAGAAAAGGCAAACGACCUGGCCAUGGAGCUGCGUCUAAAACAACCCAGUGAGGUGGAGUUAGAGGAAUAUUACCCAGCAUUCUUAGACAUGGUACGCAGUCUACUAGAUGGAAACCUGGAUGCCACGCAGUACGAGGACACCCUGAGAGAGAUGUUCACCAUCCAUGCUUACAUCGGAUUUACCAUCGACAAGCUUGUUCAGAACAUCGUAAGACAGCUUCAGUACUUAGUCAGUGAUGAAGUGUGUCUGCAAGUCACUGAGCUGUACCUGGCCGAGAGGAAGAGGGGUGCCGCUGGUGGAAAUCUCUCAUCCCAGUGUGUCCGUGCUGCUUGGGAAGCCAGCUACCAAUGGAAGGCUGAGAGAGUCAUGGCUGAAGAAAACUGCUUCAAGGUCAUGUUCAUUCAAAACAAAGGUCAGGUGACCUUAACCAUUGAUUUGCUGGACACAGAGGAGGCCCAAGGCGAUGACCCACUGGAUGUUCAGAACCUGUCUAAUUAUAUGGAGCAGUAUAUAGGAACUGAGUCUGUGUGUUCUCAGACAGAAGGAUACUUCUUCAAGCCUGUGUUUCUACCUAGGAAUUUGAGGCAUUUCCGUGGCUGGCAGCUCAAGCAGGUGGAAGCCAUGCGCUGCCGGAGAGAGUGGCAUCGGAAGAUGGGUGUGGAGACAGCCGGGAACCUGGACUGCCGUUUCAAACUCAACACACACAAGAUGGUGUUUGUGAUGAACUCCGAAGACUACAUGUACCGCCGAGGGGCCCUGGUGAAGGCUCGGAGGUCCCAGCACAGAGUAGCACAGGCCCAGCACGAGCACUUUGAGCAGUGGCACCGCGGCUGGUUGAGCGAGCACGUGUCACCCGCCGCAGAGCGCAGCGUGCAGGACUGGCUCAUGGGAGAAGAGGAUGAGGACAUGAUCCCCUGCAAGACCACCCGUGUAUCCAUGCAGGUCAAAGGCUUGCAUGUCAACAGGUACAAGGUUCACUACAACAGCAAGGCCCCCGCUUCACCGUAACAACCUCAAGCCUUGGGAUGGAUUUCUGUGAUCUCUCUCUCUCUCUCUCUGUUUUCUCUCUUUGUCUCUUUCUCGCUCACUCUUUCAAAUGUCCAAGCAUAAACAUGCUUGGCUGAAACACGGCGAACAGACAGGAGUGGUUUGAGGACAGACAGCUGCUCAAAAGAGGGAGUGCUUCACUGAAAAGCAUCACAUCUCGACACUAGUGUCCAUCAUGAUCGAUGCAGUUACCAGACGUUUCAGAAAUGUGAAUGUUCUUUUU
Carassius auratus (goldfish) is the source of this 4315-nucleotide messenger RNA. Its product is annotated as paired amphipathic helix protein Sin3b-like. The coding region runs from base 382 to 4053 and encodes 1223 amino acids. The transcript has 20 exons. Gene Ontology annotation, cellular component: chromatin; Sin3-type complex. Gene Ontology annotation, molecular function: transcription corepressor activity. The record is from RefSeq and is a predicted model, not a curated record. Gene Ontology annotation, biological process: negative regulation of transcription by RNA polymerase II. Lineage: Eukaryota; Metazoa; Chordata; Actinopteri; Cypriniformes; Cyprinidae.